AUGGAACAGUUCGAAUUCCACCCCGCCACCACUUCGUACAACCGCGAAUGGACACCCCUAGAACCGGGCGUUGACGAGCUCGUCCUCAAUCACGACUCUCAAACAGGCCGGCGCACGACGCUGCAACGCUGGCAGCCGGGCGCCCGCAACCAACAGCAUGUGUUUGUCCACGACUAUAUCGAAGAAAUAUUCUUAGUAGAGGGGGAUCUAUACGACCUACAUCUCGAGCAAGGCUGGGAGAAGGGCGCUUAUGCAUACCGGAAGCCCGGGAUGCGGCAUGGCCCGUUUAGAAGCGAGUCUGGAUGUUUGAUGUUUAUCGUUUGCAUCCCGGCAGGCGAAGAUGGAAACGAGACGACGUGA
Molecule: messenger RNA, 360 nt
Organism: Fusarium vanettenii 77-13-4
Lineage: Eukaryota; Fungi; Ascomycota; Sordariomycetes; Hypocreales; Nectriaceae
Exons: 1
Coding region: 1-360 (119 amino acids)
Source: RefSeq, a predicted model, not a curated record